Molecule: messenger RNA, 1177 nt
Organism: Cololabis saira (Pacific saury)
Lineage: Eukaryota; Metazoa; Chordata; Actinopteri; Beloniformes; Belonidae
Exons: 5
Coding region: 1-978 (325 amino acids)
Source: RefSeq, a predicted model, not a curated record
AUGUCCAUCUGCUGCUCCAGCGCCAAAUUCAAACUGCAGGAAAACUGUCUGCAGGAAAACACACCACUCUCUCAAGCUCUACUUUCAGGCUGUGCGGUGAUGGACGGGCUUGGUCGCGCUGUGGUCGGGGUCUGGAGGGCCCACACGGUCCUGGACGAGUCCGACGAGGCCGAGUUCUCCCCGGAGGCCCCGGAUCGCUUCAGGAAGCUCCGCUCGUCCUCGUCCCUGAACUCCCUCCGGAUGUCUCUGCGGAAACGGCUGCCGCUGCGCUCCGUCCAGGCCAACUCCCUCCCCGAGAACCCCACCUGGGAACCCGAGAACCCGAGCUGGGAACCCGCCAAGGAGCCGCCCAAGGUCGGCGCGGUGCGCACGCUGACGCGCAGCGCCAAGACCUCCAUCAACGGGAUGUACCAGCGGUUCCAGAGGACCAGGGAGUUUUCCCAGGAGGAGUGUCUGGUGCAGACGCCCGGUCGGGGGGAAGAUGCGUCGUCGUCCUGCACCCCGAGUCGGACCCCCGGCCGGGCCGGGACGCCCAGAUCUGCAGCCACACCCGGCCGCACCCCCGGGCGAACGCCCGGCCGCACCCCCGGCCGCAGGGGCAGGAAGACCCCCGAGGCCUCCGUCCGCGGGGUGAAGGCGGGCGGCGGCAGGAGGCAGCUGGUCCGGAUGGCGGCGCUGCGGAGCCCCUUCGCUUCCCCCAGCAGUCAGAACCAGACGCUGAAGUUCGACCAGGACCUGGAGUCGGUGUCCAGCGGACUUCGGAGGCUCAAGCGUCUGUCCAAGGCCUUCGACGACAUCAUCGGCCGGGACAAGAGACCGGGUUCCAGCCAGACGACCUCCGGGGGCCCGGUGAUGAGGAAGCUGGACCCCAACGGGAAACUGAGCCGCUCCAAGCUCAAGCGGCGAGCCUCCAACCUCUCCACCUCCCUGGGGGGGUGGGCCCACACCGCCGUGAGCUCCCUCCACAAGUCCAGCUGAUCCACAAAUCCAGCAGCUGAUCCACAAGUCCAGCUGAUCCACAAGUCCAGCUGAUCCACAAUCCAGCUGAUCCACAAGUCCAGCUGAUCCAGGACCUGUCUCACAUUUAUUAUUACAUUUCCGUGUACGUCUGUCACAACACAGGGAGACGAUUAUGUGGCAGCGUGUCUUCUGUUUUUAUCCGUGUUGUGUUUUAUUA